Prinia subflava (tawny-flanked prinia) is the source of this 2112-nucleotide messenger RNA. It is a transcript of the gene SLC16A4, whose product is annotated as solute carrier family 16 member 4. Gene Ontology annotation, molecular function: monocarboxylic acid transmembrane transporter activity. Gene Ontology annotation, cellular component: plasma membrane. NCBI's taxonomy places the organism in Eukaryota, Metazoa, Chordata, Aves, Passeriformes, Cisticolidae. The record is from RefSeq and is a predicted model, not a curated record. Gene Ontology annotation, biological process: transmembrane transport; monocarboxylic acid transport. The coding region runs from base 230 to 1756 and encodes 508 amino acids. The transcript is spliced from 7 exons.
CGGCCUCGGGACAGAGGAGGAGGAGGAGGAGGAGGAGGAGGAUGGGCUCCGUCCCUCGAGCGCUCCAUGUGCUGCUCAGGACAGACGCGCUCACCCUCACCGGACGGGAAUGAAGGAGCAAACUCUGGGCUGCCAAGUUGGGAAGGGGGGAUUUAAUCUUUGGAGCAAAUGAAGAGACUCUGAGGAGAUUCCUCUUUGCUGUCGACUGCCCUGGGGAGGAGUUUUCAGCAUGCAGCAGCAAGGCGGGCACGGGGAGGAGGAUGAAGAGCUGGAGGCUCCGGAGGCUCGGACAGCCGGGAAGAGCCAAGGCAGCGCAGCAGCAGCCCGAGGGUGGGCGUGGGGAGUGGUGUUUCACUUCUUCCUGGUCAAUGUGCUGGUGAUGGGGAUGCUCAAGACCUUUGGGAUUUUCUUUGUGGCUUUCCGAGAGGAGAUGGGGGGAUCUUCCGAGCAGCUCAGCUGGAUUGGCUCCAUCAUGUCCUCCCUGCGCUUCCUCGGAGCCCCACUGGUGGCCGUGGUGUGCCGGCGCCUGGGAGAGCGGCCAACCUCGCUGCUGGGGGCCGCGCUGGCGGCCGGGGGCUGCCUGCUCAGCACCCAGGCCAGCAGCGUCCCCUUCCUCUGCUUCUCCAUGGGCUUCCUCCCGGGGAUGGGCUUUGCCUGCCUGUACCAGGCGGCCGCGGUGAUGACGGCGAAGCGGUGCCGGGCGCGCCUGGCGCUGUCCAACGCCCUGGCCCGCUCGGGGAUGGGGCUGACCUUCCUGAUGGCUCCCUUCACACAGCUCCUCAUCGAGCUCUACGCCUGGCAAGGUACUCUCCUGAUUUUUGGAGGCAUCAUGUUGAACCUGGUGCCUUCCAGCAUGCUGCUGUGGCCCGAAAAUCCACACCGUGGGUCUGCAAAGAAGGAUCCAGAAACUGCUGGUGCAUGUUUGGAUGGAAGCUCUCACAGGGAAUCAGAACCUCACCAUGGACAGGAGGAUCCCACCACAGAGAGACUCGUGGUGCCCCAUGGCAGAGAUGUCUCUGACCCAGCAAACGCCUUGGGAAGGCUCCAGAAACCCGCCCUGGAGAGCUCCUCCCCAGAAACAUCCACCAGGGCCAAGGGAAGCCACAAAAAGGAACCUUCUGAGCCUCUCCUGGACUUCUCCCCACUGAAGGACCCCGUCUUCUUCAUCUUCACCUGGUCUUUCCUGUUCAGCCACUUGGCCUAUUUUGUGCCCUUCUUCCACCUGGUGGCCCGAGCCAGGACGCUGGGCAUGAGCAGCAGGGACGGCUCGUACCUGAUCGCCGUGGCUGGCAUCACGGAGAUGCUGAGCCAGCUGCUCUCGGGCUGGCUGGCCGACCACAACUGGACCAAGAAGUACCAUUUCCAUGUCACCUACCUGCUCCUCUGCGGGGCCACCAACCUGCUGGGGCCGCUGGCCACCACCUUCCCCCUGCUGCUCACCUACACCGUGGCCUUCGCCGUCUUCUGCGGGGGCUUCAUGGCCCUGGUGCUGCCCGUGCUGGUGAGUCCAGAACCGGCAGAAACGCACCGGAGCUGCUGCAGGUCCUGCUCAGGGCACACAGAGGCUCCCGGGGCUGGGAGGGCUCAGCCUGGAAGGGAAAAGGCUCCAGGGAGAGCUCAGAGCUCCUUCCAGGGAUUAAAGGGGGUCCAGGAGAGCUGGAGAGGGGGAAGGGAGGGAGGGAGAGGACACAGGGAAUGGCUUCCACUGGCAGAGGACAGGGUUAGGUGGGAUGUUGGGAAGGAAUUCUCCCUUUGAGGGUGGGCAGGCCCUGGCACAGGGUGCCCAGAGCAGCUCUGGCUGCCUCUGCAUACCUGGAAUAUUCAAGGCCAGGUUGGACGGGGCUUGGAGAACCUGGAAUGAUGGAAGGUGUCCCUGCCAUGGCUUGGGCUUUGAGCUCCCUUCCAACUCAAACCAUUCCAGGAUUCUCUGAUCCAGGUAGGGAGGCACCAUUAUAAUUUGGCAUUAUUUCUGGAAGGCAGUCAGAGUUUAAAACUCCUUCCUCAAAGUCUGGGCAGCUGGAAGGCAGAAAAGAAUCUCCCAUCCCAGUAAUUCCCACACCUGCCUGAAGGAGGUGAACAGAUCCCAGGCUGGAUCAGACAUCCAGGGGCAAA